AUGGGCAGAAAACAUGUUGCGUGUAUCUUGGUGUUUCUCCUCCUGAUUCUGCCGGGUGUGGCAGUGACUACAGACCCUCUGACAGACUUAGAAAACAUCGCUGGAAAGCUGGUUUUCUACCAAAUGGAUGGUAAUGCCAUGAGAGACUCAGGAGAGCUAGCAUCACAUAUUCCCACAGAGACCAUGUUUGAACUCCUCGAUCCCCAAAAGAAUUACAGCUCAGCAAAGCUUACCUACACCUGGGACUUAGGGAAUGGGGAAGUGAUCCAAGGCACUGAGCCGGUUGUCCGUUAUCAUUAUUCAACAUCAGGAAACUACACAUUGAGGCUCAAAGUAGCGGAUGUGACCAAAUAUGCACCUGCAAUCACUGGGGUCUACUCCAUGGAUGUCCAAGUGCUUGAUGCCAUCAAACACAUCGAACUGAGGGGGCCGUCAGAUUAUGAGGUGUCUCAGAACGCCAGUCUGGCUGUUCAUGUCGAUGGAAGUCCUCCUAUGUGGGUUUGCUGCCGUUUCCUCCCCAACUGUGCGCCGGACCCAAUGGGUGGCUGCACCCUGACCAUGCUCUAUGAAAACACCUUGAGACUGAACCACACCUUCACCUCCACUGGCGUCCACUGUCUGGACAUCAGCGUCCGCAACGACAUCAGCAAGCUACAGUCGUCCUUCAGCAUCUAUGUCAGGAGAAGCAAUAACCCCCACAAGUUCUUCAUCCUGUCAUGUGCUGCCAUCCUUGUCGCCACUUUCUCCUUCAUCACAGUGAUCGCCUGCCGUCCUCUACGUCACAGCAGAUCACAGAUUGCUGCUUCCACUAACGCUGUAUUUCUGAAGAACCAGGACUCUGAUGGUCAAAGACCGAUCUAUUUGAACUUCUCCAAUGUGGAAAAGGGAGAGAAAGAGCCACUGCUCUCGCAACAUGGGACCCAAUACUGCUCUUAACCAUCACACUGCUCCUCUGUCUGCUCGACUUCUGUGGUUACAUGUACGUAUGUGAAGGAGGGAAAGUUGUCACCUUGCAUUUCUUUCGCAUCCUGUUAUGGAUAUAUGUAUUUAGCUGUUCUGUGUAUGAUCAGUAUAUCACCUGUAUGUAUCUGGGAGUAUGUUCUAAGUUGGAUUAAAUAGUGGUUUUGUCGCUAAUGUUCAGUAAGCUAAUAGGUCAAACAACAUAUUUGUCAUAAAAUAAUGAUGGCGAUCAAUUAAUGAGCCACAGAGCUUCGACUGAUAUUCACAUGAACUCAUAAUAAAUUAAUAUGCUCAAGUGCAGGUUAUGUUUAAACAAUGAGUGUUAAUUUAAGCAUGCUGUGAAUGGACCGGACCGUUCAUUUAUUUAUGUUUUUUUCAUAUUUAUGUUAUGAAUUUGGGUCUUGCUUUGCUGUUGCUUUCCAGAACCAGAAUAAAACAUGUUUCCUUUUUACAA
Acanthochromis polyacanthus (spiny chromis) is the source of this 1414-nucleotide messenger RNA. It is a transcript of the gene tmem130, whose product is annotated as transmembrane protein 130. Lineage: Eukaryota; Metazoa; Chordata; Actinopteri; Pomacentridae. The record is from RefSeq and is a predicted model, not a curated record.